AACAUAGGAAACAAACUGAAAAACUUUUUUUUUAAAAAGAAGAAGAAGAAGAAGAAGAAGAAGAAGAAGAAGAAGAAGAACUUAAUUAGAGCUAAACAACACCCAGAAUGAGUCUAAGGAAUGUUCUACACUUUAGUGUUUCUUAUUAAAAUGAACAAGGUCAAAAGUUGCUAAAUUAUAGGUCAGAUUAGCAGAGUUAUCACUAGAGAAGUGGAUUUUGUACUGUAAUGGGCACUUAUGCAAGUCUAAAAAUUUGGUUUUGGGUUUUUAAACUAUAAAAUGAAACAAGAAGAAGUGACAGAUCAAGCCUUUUCUAUGUAUUUAUAAUUUUAAAUGAGAUAUUUCCUUUAGAAAUGAGUCAUUUUGUAUGAAUUGUGUAGGUUUCAUAACCGUCAACACGGAGGUUAGGUAACAGGAAUACAUAACAAACACACGUGACUUAUUACAUGAAUGGGAAGUAGUAGGUGGUGCUUUUGUUGUCAUGUAACCAUUACUUAACUCACAGGUAUAUAAUGCUGAACCAAUAACUAUAGUUCAGUGUCUUUUCUUCAGUCUGUUUCUGAAAUCUGACCACAUUAACUACAAAACAGCUGAACACAAUGGGAGCUCAUAGCAUCGCCCGUAUAGCCAUUAUAGUGGUCUCAGUUGUGGUUUAUAUAGCCGGGAUCACGUUCAACAUCCUUGCUGCACGAGGGACGGGUCCUUUCUUGAUGAUGACUGCAAACGUCUCUGAUACAUACAACACACAAAUCACUCCAUCUGGAUGGACCUUCUCAAUCUGGGGUGUCAUCUAUUUCUGGUUAACUGCUAUGUUUAUCUACAUUGUGUCUACUAUAUUCAGAAGGAAUGCCUUCGGACCGAUGUACUGCAGCCAUUCAGUGUUGCCGUACGGCUUCUUCAUCUGCUGGAUUUUGAAUAUUCUGUUUAACAUUAGCUGGCUUCUGCUGUGGGACAGAGAGGUGAUGAUCGCAGCAUUGAUCAUGCUUGCUUUUGUUGCAUUCACAAACUACAUGAUGAUUUUCUUCUCCUGUCGUGGACUUAAAGAAUACGGAGCCUGGUUAAACAAGUAUCACAACAAGGAUCUCUGGUGCAUUCGUAUACUGGUUCAGAACGGCUUGGCUGUAUACACAACAUGGACGUCUAUCGCUACCCUGAUUAACCUGACCAUAGUGGUGAGCUACGAUGCUGGAAUGAGCAAAUCAGACGCAGCAACGCUGUCACUCUCACUGCUAUCGGUGGAGGUCCUUGUUUGGUUUGUUCUGGAGAACAGUUUUCUUGAGAAGCAUGUACGCUACAUCCUGACUGUCUACCCUGUUAUCAUCGUUGCCUUAUCUGGAAACAUGACAAAGAAUUUUGACGCUUCGGCUCCUGGACAGAAUGGUAUAUUUACUGCGUUGCUGCUUGCUUUAGCCUGUGUGCUGUUUGUAAUCAGGGUGUGUUUGGUCAUCUGGAGGCACAAAAAACAUGCACACACACAGGAUGUCACAUCAGAGAUGGAGAUUGCAACAAAGCAGUAAAUGUUCUUAAUAUGAACAGUAAAUCUAUACCUGUUCCAACCAGUAUAAUGUAUACAUGAAAUGUGUAUUGCAUUUUUUGUUAUUAUAAUAUACUGUUAAUAUAAUAAUUAUAUUGUAUGAUUUCGUAAUUAUGAGGCAGUUAAAGCACAUAUUUGUGAUGUGCUUAAUGACUCAGGUGCUAAUUCACAGAUUUUUUAUUUCUGAAAUGAAGAAAUGUAAUAUUAUCAGGAAUGUAUUAUAGAGUAUAUUUUUUUAUUUACCAGAAAUGAAGACAUUCAUAAAGACAUCUGUUCCAUGUCUUUUAAACUAUAAAAUAUGAAGUCUGUUUUUUUAUUUGAAAUAAAUAGAUUAUAAUUCAAUACACUGAUGCGUGUUUGUGUUUGCUUUUUUUUUUUUUUAUCUAAAACCAGACAUUUAUAUAAUUCUCUUAAAAAACAGGUUUCAAUUUAAAAGGGAGCUUGAAUAAAAACAACAUUGAAAUCAAAGAAGACAAAUAUUAAAAUGAAUUACAUUACACAGAUAUUAAGUUUUGGGAAGAAACUAAAAAAAUCGAAUUGAAGCAGGUCUGUGAUUCCCUAUCCUAGAUUACCAGAUAUAAUAUAUAUUGAUUAAAUGUUUGGUCAUCUCUGCUGUUAGUGUGCUCUGUAGAUUUUUUUCAAUAUUUUUUUUGUGAAAUCUAUAAAACGUCUUGGGAGUUAUAAAACGUCGUCGUCGCCCCCCCCCCCGCUUUUGUUAUAUAAAACUGCAACUGUCCAAGUGACCAUGGCCUCUGUACCGCAGUAAUGACACUGUAAACCCUCAAUAAAAUCUAUUAAUGUGUAAUGUGUUAUGUAGCAUGUUAUGUAUAGUGUUAUGUAUGCGUGUGUCUGUAACUUUCCACCCUACUACUGGUUAUAACACAACACUUGUUCUCAGAUAGAUGCUUUGGAUCGUGUUGUUAUUCACUCACCUCCUAAACUCCUAAACACAGAUUCUGAAUUAAAUCUACUCCCAUGGUUGAAAUGCUUAUUGUAUUUUAUCUAGCAAUCUCUUUUUUAUUAUUAUAAUGUUAAAUAAAACAUAAAUAAAGUGUCUUUCAAAUUAUAUAAUGAAAUGUUUGGGUAAUACUGUAUAUUGAUAGUUGAUAAUGAAAGUUAACCGCCAUUU
Molecule: messenger RNA, 2663 nt
Organism: Ictalurus furcatus (blue catfish)
Lineage: Eukaryota; Metazoa; Chordata; Actinopteri; Siluriformes; Ictaluridae
Exons: 8
Coding region: 600-1517 (305 amino acids)
Source: RefSeq, a predicted model, not a curated record